CUCUCCUACGGCUCCAGCUCCCCCGCCCUCUCCAACCGCCAGCGCUUCCCCACCUUCUUCCGCACCCACCCCUCGGCCACCCUGCACAACCCCACCCGCGUCCAGCUCUUCAAGAAGUGGGGCUGGACCAAGAUCGCCACCAUCCAGCAGACCACGGAGGUCUUCACCUCGACCCUCGAUGACCUGGACCAGCGGGUGAAGGAAGCCGGUUUGGAGAUCACCUUCCGCCAGAGCUUCUUCUCCGACCCCGCCGCGCCCGUGCGCAACCUCAAGCGCCAGGACGCCCGUAUCAUUGUGGGGCUCUUCUACGAGACGGAGGCGCGCAAGGUCUUCUGCGAGGUCUACAAGGAGAAGCUGUACGGCAAGAAGUACGUCUGGUUCCUCAUCGGCUGGUACGCCGACAACUGGUUCCGCAUCAAGGAUCCGGCUAUCAACUGCACCGAGGCGGAGAUGGCCGAGGCCGUGGAAGGACACGUCACCACUGAGAUCGUCAUGCUCAACCCUGAGAACACCCGCAGCAUCUCCAACAUGACGUCCCAGGAGUUCAUUGAGAAGCUGCAGAAGAGGCUGGGCAAGAACCCCGAGGAGACAGGCGGCUUUCAGGAGGCGCCGCUGGCCUACGAUGCCAUCUGGGCGCUGGCCCUGGCCCUCAACAAGACCUCGGCAGAGCUGGUCAAGAAGGGGUUGCGCCUGGAGGACUUCAACUACAACAACAAGAACAUCACCGAUGAGAUCUACCGGGCCCUCAACUCCUCCGCUUUCGAGGGCGUUUCGGGACACGUUGUCUUCGACGCCAGCGGCUCCCGCAUGGCCUGGACGCUCAUUGAGCAGCUGCAAGGAGGUGUCUACAAGAAGAUCGGCUACUACGACAGCACCAAGGACAACCUGUCCUGGUACAACAACGACAAGUGGAUUGGAGGUGCCCCUCCGGCCGACUACACCAAGGUCAUCACCACCUUCCGAUUCCUGUCCCAGAAGCUCUUCAUCUCCGUCUCGGUGCUGGCCUCGUUGGGCAUCCUCCUGGCCAUCAUCUGCCUGGCCUUCAAUAUCUACAACGGGCACGUCCGGUACAUCCAGAACUCACAGCCCUACCUGAACAACAUGACGGCCGUGGGCUGCACGCUGGCUCUCGCUGCCGUCUUCCCCCUGGGACUCGACGGGUAUCACAUCGCCGGGCUUUUCCCUUUCGUCUGUCAGGCCCGGCUGUGGCUCCUCGGGCUGGGGUUCAGCCUGGCGUACGGCAGCAUGUUCACCAAGAUCUGGUGGGUCCACACUGUCUUCACCAAGAAGGAGGAGAAGAAGGAGAAGAGGAAGACCCUGGAGCCUUGGAAGCUGUAUGCCACCGUGGGGCUGCUUGUGGGGCUGGACGUGGUCACGCUGAUCAUCUGGCAAAUCGUGGACCCCCUGCACCGCACCAUCGAGGAGUUCACCAAGGAGGAGCCCAAGACGGACACGGACGUCUCCAUCCUGCCCCAGCUGGAGCAUUGCAGCUCCACCAAGAUGAACACGUGGCUCG
Gymnogyps californianus (California condor) is the source of this 1516-nucleotide messenger RNA. It is a transcript of the gene GABBR1, whose product is annotated as gamma-aminobutyric acid type B receptor subunit 1. NCBI's taxonomy places the organism in Eukaryota, Metazoa, Chordata, Aves, Accipitriformes, Cathartidae. Gene Ontology annotation, molecular function: G protein-coupled GABA receptor activity. Gene Ontology annotation, biological process: G protein-coupled receptor signaling pathway; gamma-aminobutyric acid signaling pathway. The record is from RefSeq and is a predicted model, not a curated record. Gene Ontology annotation, cellular component: G protein-coupled receptor heterodimeric complex; membrane.